CCCAAAGUCCCUCACUGGAUAUUCACUGCGUACAAUUCGUAGCAAAGUAACCUCCUCGACGGGCAUCCAUCGAAUCCGUCAAUAAAUCCUUGUCACCCCAGUCCCACCGGAUACGUGACCAUGCAGGAUUCCAGCUUUAGCUUGGUCCCUUAACUUUGCCUAGCCGCAUGGUCUCCUGUCAGUCACCUCCUUUUUUUCCAUCCCGCCCUCCUGUCAUUCAUCUUGUGAAUAAAGUCUUUUAUUUCUCUUCCAUCCUCCCUAGAUUUUAAAGCAUUUCUUGUUUCUUUUUUUUUUUUUUUCUUGUUUGCUUUUGGACAAGAUCCACAUAUUCCUCUAACCUGUGCGAAUACUUUUUUCACGUUCUCGGAAGAAGAACUACAGCAUCGAAUUAAAGACGCGCAAUCGCUCUUUUGCUUUCCAGGGUCUCGGAGCAACCCCACGGCGCCACAACCAGGUGUUUUGGAAUUUAUGACGUCUGCCCAUCUUUUGUUGCGACGGACCAGCCCAUUUAUCGAUAGUAAAAAGGAGCAACACAUAGGCGAUCAACACCCUCUGUGCGUCUCGUCGCAACUGAAAUUCAGGCCACAACGUCCGAGUGUUUUUUCGACUUGAAAAAUUACCUAGUUUGGCGACGACCCGAAAUAGCUUCUUUUUUUUUUUCUCCAGUCAAAUUUUCGAAUCCGCCCCCUUUUUCUUUUGGGCGCACGACAAAUCCUCCAUAACGCGCCUGCACACACGCACCCCGCCCUUCCUAAACCUCUACCAUGCUCGCCAGCAAGACCAUACCAGAUCGUAAAGAUCUGGUCGACUACAAUUAUGCAGUUGCAGGACAUGCCGGCACUUUAUGCGACCCAGAUGGCGAACUAUUCAUCAAGCCCGCGACGAAGCAGGAGGUCGAGUUCUACGAGUCGGCCAACGCACAACAUCCCGAGCUCGCCGACAUAAUGCCAGUCUUCAUGGGCACGCUGCAGCUCAACAACCACACCGACAUCAGCUCAAUCAACGAGCAGCUCCCCGUCGUCUCGGACGUGCUUAGCGAGCACCUGAAGGAUGAGGUGGUCGCACUGGCGCACCAGCUGCACCCGGAGCCAGAAGCCCCAGCGCCGGGCGAGGAGAGCAUCGCGUGGCGGCCGAACCGGAACAAGAAGAUCGCCACCGACACCGCCAUUGUGCUCGAGAACAGCGCCUACGGAUUCUCGCGGCCAAACAUCAUGGACUGCAAGCUCGGCGUCAGGUUGUGGGCCGACGACGCACCCGAGGAGAAGAAGCGGCGGUUCGACAAGAUCAGCGCCGAGACCACGCACAAGGAGUUGGGUUUCCGCGUCGCCGGCAUGCGCGUGUACCGCGGCUCCGAGAGGGACGAGGAGCUCGACCCGGAAGAGUACAAAAAGUACGACAAGGACUGGGGCCGCUUCAGCGUCAGCACCCCGACCGUCGUCGAGUCGAUGCGCCGGUUCCUUUUCAACCCGCGCAGCGGCGUGAGCGAAGAGGAUGCAAAGUUCGUCGCCGAGGCCUUUUGCGAGGAGCUGAAAAAGGUAGAGAAGCGCCUGGCCGCCGAGGAGACGCGAAUGUACUCGGCAUCGCUGCUUUUCGUCUUUGAGGGUGACGGCCCUGCUCUGAAGCACGCCAUCAAGGUCAAUGCCGAGGCGGCGGCGCGCAAGGAGGCGCGGAUGACGGAGAGGCAACGGCUCAAGGACCUGGCUAGGCGUGAGGCCGAAGCCGAGGCUGCUGCGCACAAGGGUCGGUCACCAUCGAAUGCCGCAGCCCGAGUCGACAGCGGUAUUGACGUUAGCGGGGACGACGAUGUGCUAACGAGGAAAGCUGUUGGUGCUCUAGACGGUUAUGACGAAGAUGACGACGACGACCUGAGCAGCGACGGGUCGAUGGAAACUCUAGAGCCCGUCCUACAGUUGAGGUUGAUCGACUUUGCGCAUGCCGCAUGGGUACCCGGGCAGGGGCCGGACGAGAACGUUUUGAAGGGCGUGAGGAGUCUGAUCAGAAUAUUUGAUGAGAUGUCGCGAUGACUUUGGGAAAUGGCUGCAGGCAGCAUAUAUUCAUUCUCGAUCUUCUCUACUCCUUCUUGGGGCGGCCUAAUACCACCAUUUAUUUGCUUAUGAAAUAUAUUUAGAAAAGUACGUAUAUGAUCUAUGACUGGAUUUAUUGUGUAUUUUUGAUUAUUACAGUUUGAUGGUAGUCCCGAUUUAAAAAGUUGUAGAAUCACUUCAGGU
Pyricularia grisea is the source of this 2228-nucleotide messenger RNA. RefSeq lists its product as uncharacterized. Gene Ontology annotation, molecular function: inositol-1,4,5,6-tetrakisphosphate 3-kinase activity; inositol hexakisphosphate kinase activity. The record is from RefSeq and is a predicted model, not a curated record. Gene Ontology annotation, biological process: phosphatidylinositol phosphate biosynthetic process; inositol phosphate biosynthetic process. Gene Ontology annotation, cellular component: cytoplasm; nucleus. The coding region runs from base 765 to 2024 and encodes 419 amino acids. The transcript is spliced from 2 exons. NCBI's taxonomy places the organism in Eukaryota, Fungi, Ascomycota, Sordariomycetes, Magnaporthales, Pyriculariaceae.